Chelonoidis abingdonii (Abingdon island giant tortoise) is the source of this 1798-nucleotide messenger RNA. The record is from RefSeq and is a predicted model, not a curated record. NCBI's taxonomy places the organism in Eukaryota, Metazoa, Chordata, Testudines, Testudinidae.
AUGCCUCAGGGCACAAACAAAGAAGUGGUACAGCCAGCCAAGAUUGCAUGGUACCCAACACCAACACCACGAGGUGGCAUGGAGAACAUAAAAAAUCACACCUUUGCUUUAUCUCGCUACACCUACGCAGUGCUGUCUACCUUAAAAUAUGCUAAUGGAGCACCCAUUGUGCGUAUCUACAGUGAUUCAGACUUCAGCAGUCCUGAUAUCCAGGGUCCAAUAAUUAAUUUUAAUGUACUGGAUGAAAAUGGAGAUGUAAUCGGCUAUUCCCAGGUGGACAAGAUUGCCAGUCUCUACAACAUACAUGUUCGUACAGGAUGUUUCUGUAACACUGGCGCCUGCCAGCAGCAUUUGAGCCUCAGCAAUGAGGAUGUCAAAAGGAACCUUCAGGCUGGCCAUGUCUGUGGAGAUGACAUGGAUAUAAUUGAUGGACGUCCCACUGGGUCCGUGAGAAUAUCAUUUGGCUAUAUGUCUACUUUUGAAGAUGCACAAACCUUUCUAAAGUUCAUCAUAGCAACCAGACUAUCUAAAUCAGACUGCAAGUUUCCCUCCCAAACCACCACAAGAGAAACUAUUUCACAGUCUGUCAAAUCUCCAAUACAGAAUGAUCAUACUGCCAAUAACAAUGCAAAAAAAUACUCUCUGAAAACUAUCAUCUCAGACAUGGGGCAUUGGAAUAAUUCAUCUGCAGCAUUGAAGACACCUGAGACUAGCAGGGCUGUUUCUGAGAGUGCUAUACCAGUAUACAGAAGUGGGAGCAAGCCAAUCACUGUCACCAACAUUUACCUCUACCCGAUCAAAUCUUGUUCUGCAUGUGAGGUUUCUGAGUGGCCUGUAGGAAACCAAGGAUUGCUGUAUGACCGAAACUGGAUGGUUGUGAAUCAGAAUGGCGUUUGCAUCAGUCAGAAGCAGGAACCUAGACUGUGUCUGGUACAACCCUUAAUUGACCUGGAGCAAAAGAUUAUGGUCAUUAAAGCAGAAGGAAUGGACCCCAUAUCUGUGCCUCUAGAAGAAAACACUGGAAGAGAAAUUCAGAUUGGUCAGAGCAAAGUUUGUGCACACAGAGUACAAACAUAUGACUGUGGAGAGAGAAUAGCAGAAUGGUUCUCUGAAUUACUUGGUAGCCAGUGUCGCCUGAUCAGGCAGAGUUCAGACUUCAAAAGAAAUGCAAAUCAGAAACAUGAAAAAGGUCAGGCUACAACAGUCUCGCUUUCUCUUGUGAAUGAAGCACAAUAUCUCCUGAUAAAUACAGCGAGUAUUUUACAUCUGAAAGAGCAAAUUACUAAAAGACUGAAAGAUCCAUUACCAACCGAGGAACUAAUCCAACGCUUCCGUGCCAACAUUGUGAUCAGUGCAACAGAGUCUUUUGAAGAAGAGAAGUGGACUGAGAUUUCCAUCGGUGCUUUGUGUUUCGAGGUUGUAGGUCCAUGCCACAGAUGCCAAAUAAUCUGCAUAGAUCCACAAACUGGACAACGAAACAAAGAAUUUCUGCAGACUCUCUUCUCCGCCAGAGGUAGAAAGACAAACUUUGGCAUAUAUCUAAUGAACCAGUCCUUGUGCUCAUCUCUUCCAAAUAUCUUGUCAGUGGGAUCUCAAGUAUUUCCAGUGUUGAAAGAAAAUGGAGAAAUUCCAAAUCCUCUAUCCAAUGAAGAAAAAACUUCAGGAUAGUGUCUUUGGCUGGACAAGUUGUACAUGCAUAAUUAAGCCUCUUUAACAAACACAUUACAUAUUGUCAUAAAUAGAUAGCUACGGGUUAAUGUUUCUUUUACCUGUAAAGGGUUAACAAAGGGAACCAAAC